GAGCGCUUCCGGUUUCCGGCUGCGGGGGAAGGGGUGGGGCCAAGGCCGGAGUGGGAGAGUUUGGCGGCAGCGGCUGGGCGUUCGUGGUGUCUGUGGAAAGCUCUUGGAAACAAGCUCACAUCUCCCUGUUGGAAACCUAGCAACAGGAUGAGUCUGCAGUGGACUGCAGUUGCCACCUUCCUCUAUGCAGAGGUCUUUGCUGUGCUGCUUCUCUGCAUUCCCUUCAUUUCACCCAAAAGAUGGCAGAAGAUUUUCAAGUCCCGCCUGGUGGAGUUGGUGGUGACUUAUGGCAACACCUUCUUUGUGGUUCUCAUUGUCAUCCUUGUGCUGCUGCUCAUUGAUGCUUUCCGUGAGAUCCGGAAGUACGAUGACGUGACAGAGAAGGUGAACAUGCAGAACAACCCUGGGGCCAUGGAACACUUCCACAUGAAGCUUUUCCGUGCCCAAAGGAAUCUCUACAUUGCCGGCUUUUCCUUGCUGCUGUCCUUCCUGCUUAGACGCCUGGUGACUCUCAUAUCCCAGCAGGCCACACUGCUGGCCUCCAAUGAAGCCUUUAAAAAGCAGGCAGAGGGCGCUAGUGAGGCGGCCAAGAAGUACAUGGAAGAGAAUGACCUGCUGAAAAAGGAAGCUGCUGUUAAUGGAGUUGGGUUGUCCGCCAGGGAGGUGACGUUGGAGUCAGCGAACAGUGACCUGCAGGCUGAUGUGAAGAAGCUGAAGGAUGAGCUGGCCGUCAACAAGCAAAAACUAGAGAAAGCUGAAAACGAGGUUCUGGCCAUGCGCAAGCAGUCCGAGGGUCUGGCCAAGGAGUACGACCGUCUGAUGGAGAUGCACACGAAGCUGCAGGCAAGAGUAGAUGGUCCCACGGACAAGAAGGAGGAAUGAGGGCCGUCUUCCCUGCCUGUGGCUGUGGCCUGGCUUGAGCUUGCUGUUUCCUGAGAGCCAGGCCUCCCUUGGCGCUUGCACUUCGCGCCUCUCACACUGCUUCCAGUUCCUUGUUCUCCCAGCACCCCACAGGGGACCGGGUUUCCACCCGCUCGGGAUGAGCUUGCUGCCGGCUUGGCCAUCCAGGAGCUAGGCGGGCACCUGGAACCCUCUCGGUGGGGCUUACUUCUUGCUGGUUUGAGUCCCUUUUUGUGUUGUGCGUUGAUAUUCAGAAAUCCAACGCCCCUUUUCCUCUGGUCCUGCAGGAGGGUGGGUGAAGCAGGCAGAGUAGAGUUUUACUUGUUGGCAAUAAAGGUUGAUAAGUUGUGUC
Molecule: messenger RNA, 1252 nt
Organism: Hipposideros armiger (great roundleaf bat)
Lineage: Eukaryota; Metazoa; Chordata; Mammalia; Chiroptera; Hipposideridae
Gene: BCAP31
Product: B cell receptor associated protein 31
Exons: 8
Coding region: 148-882 (244 amino acids)
Biological process (GO): endoplasmic reticulum to Golgi vesicle-mediated transport; intracellular protein transport
Cellular component (GO): endoplasmic reticulum; endoplasmic reticulum membrane
Source: RefSeq, a predicted model, not a curated record